GCUCAUUGCGUUUUCAAACGUCACUAAUGCUCCUCCUCCGGGAUCCCAUACCUGGAAUUAUUUCCUGAGGUUAGAUUCGUGAUUGGCGUGUUCAGUUCCGGAGUGCUGAGUGGAGUCUGGAGGCAGCGGCAUCUGAGAAAAAUAAACGCAACGAAGAGGCGCAAGCACGGGAGAAAGAUGCUGUGGUCCCCCCUCAAGAACAGGCUGUAAUGUGCUGACAUACCACUAUGGGCAGGCGCUACCCAGGAGCUUACUAUUGUUCAAACAAGUCACACUUCAAAUUCUAACCUAUAUCCUGAUAUCUCCAUUGUUGAAGCCCUCCUGCGAUUCAUGUCUGAAGUGCUUCCAGUUGAUUCCUCUAUGGACAUAAUGUCAGUGUGUGUGGCAUCAAAUGGCAGUGUAACGGACGUGGUAAAUCGCAACGGCCCCGCUCCCCCCAACUCGCUCAGCCUGCACACCUCCCACAACGAGCUGCUGAACUCAGAGGUCAGUCUUACAGAGGUCAAGAACAACACCCCGCCAAAGUGUCGCAAGAAAUAUGCCCUAACCAGCAUCCAGAGCGCCAUGGGCCUAAGUGAGCCAGCAGCACAGCCCCCCCUGGGCAACGCCGCCACCACCACCACCUCUUCAGCCAACCCCAAACUGGCCAAAAACGGGGAGAACCAGCUGCGCAAAGCAGCCGAGCAGGACCUAAACAAGAACUUCACAAAGUCCACCACAGUCUCCGGUCGCAACAUCAUCUCUGAGCAACUGGAGGGUAAGGAGAUCAAGUCCAAUCAACCCAAGAGAACCAAGAGCUUCCUGAACGACUUUGUUGACCUGGAGGGAGAGACCCUGCUUAAUGAACGGAACUCCAAAGAGGGACAGGAUCCUCCAGCGCUGAACGGUGACGACCUCCCACCCUUCAAGUAUCAAAACGAGCCUGCUAGCCCCGAAGAGUCUCAGAUCUCCAUGGCCUCAUCAAGCCCUGAGACUAAAAAGGACCAGCCCAAAACAGGUGCCAAAACUGACUGUGCACUCAACCGGAUCCAGAGCCUGGUCCCCAGCGACGAGGACUCCAGUUGGACAACACUCUCGCAGGACAGUGCUUCCCUCAGCUCACCAGAGGAAGCAGCUGAUAUAUGGAGUGACCAGUCAUUUCAGACCGAUCCUGACCUGCCCCCGGGCUGGAAGAAAAUCAAUGACAUAGGUGGUAUAUAUUACUGGCACAUACCAACAGGAACAACCCAAUGGGAACGCCCUGUCUCCUUAUCAGCUGACAUCCAGGGGUCACGAAAUGGGUCACUGAGUUCAGUUACCCCGUCUCCCACUCCAGAAAAUGAGCAGGCAGAGACUCAGAAUGAGGUGUUUCAUCGGCCUGCAAUCUGGCCUGCAAGCAGCGCGUCAGAAGACUCCGCUGAGCAGCCUGCCAUCUCAUCCUCUGACAGCACCGUGCCCUCCUGUGGCUUUGUUAACAGUUGUUACUUUAAACAGCCAUGGAGUGAUUUUGCUGUGCUGAAUGGGGGAAAGAUUGAUAGUGAAAUUUGGAAGGAUCUGCAAGCAGCCACAGUAAAUCCUGACCCCAGUCUAAAGGAGUUUGAAGGAGCCACCUUGCGCUAUGCCUCUUUGAAACUCAGAAAUGUGUCCCAGUCGGACGAGGAGGAUUCCUGCAGCAUUAACAGUGACCCAGAAGUCAAGUGCUUUGCAGUGCGCUCUCUGGGCUGGGUGGAAAUGGCGGAGGAGGACCUGGCUCCGGGGAAGAGCAGUGUUGCUGUUAAUAACUGCAUCCGUCAGCUCUCCUACUGCAAGAACGACAUCCGAGACACCGUCGGGAUAUGGGGAGAGGGAAAGGACAUGUAUCUGAUUUUGGAGAACAAUAUGCUGAACCUGGUUGACCCCAUGGAUCGCUCCACUCUUCAUUCCCAGCCCAUUGUGAGCAUCAGAGUGUGGGGAGUAGGCCGGGACAAUGGGAGGGACUUUGCAUAUGUAGCAAGAGACAAAGACACCCGGAUCUUAAAAUGUCAUGUGUUCCGAUGUGACACCCCAGCGAAAGCCAUUGCAACCAGUCUUCACGAAAUCUGUUCCAAGAUCAUGGCAGAGCGUAAGAACGCCAAAGCCGUAGCUGGCAGCUCUCUUCAGGAGAGAGUCAGUGUGGGUCUGGAUGUUCCCCUGCAAGAUUUCCCUACACCAAAGACAGAGCUGGUGCAGAAGUUCCAUGUGCUCUACCUGGGAAUGUUACCUGUGGCCAAACCUAUUGGCUUCAGAACGGGCUGCAGAAACGCUGCCUGGCCAAUGGGAGUUGAGACAGCUGUGAUUCUGGCCAAUGGGAGUAUAGAGGAGGCGGAGACAGCCUUCCUUGUGUGUUGUGGCCAGAGAGGAAUCAGUAAGCGAGCAGAAACUCGCUGCUAUGACUGGCCUGGGGGCAACAACUCCCAGAAAAUGCAAUUGCUAACUCUUAACAGCAUGGAUAUACUGAAUGGUGCCAUAGACAGCCUGGUGUCUGCCUCCGGCAAAGAAGACUGGAUGCCAGUCAUUUUAAAUGUGGCUGAUGCUACAGUUACAGUGAUCAAGGAAAAGAAGGAAGAUGAGGUACUGGUGGAGUGUCGAGUGCGCUUUCUUUCCUUCAUGGGAGUCGGAAGAGAUAUCCACACUUUUGCUUUCAUCAUGGAUUCAGGAAACCAGCAUUUUGAGUCCCAUGUUUUCUGGUGUGAGCCCAAUGCUGGGGAUGUGUCUGAGGCUGUACAGGCAGCUUGUAUGUUGCGGUACCAGAAGUGUUUAGUCGCCCGACCUCCUUCACAGAAAGCCCGCUCUGCCAGUCCUCCAACAGACUCUGUGACCAGACGUGUCACAACCAGCGUGAAACGAGGAGUGUUGUCCCUUAUUGACACUUUGAAACAGAAGAGACCCGUAGCAGAGCUGCCACAAUAGAAAUGUAAAGCCCAGCCUGGAAGGAUUCGUUGGGACUCAAUUGAACAGUACCAGUUUGAGGAUUCCGUAACUACACAGGAACACGCUGGUAUUCAGCCUUCCUUCCAUUUGUCGCCGCCUCUUUGUCUCCAGUGUUCUAUCUUAUUAAGUGUACAACAAGCAUGUUCUAACAUUCUAGCCGUCAUGAUGUGAUGUGAAGAGAUGCAUGAAUACUUUCUUUUAUUUUUGUUGCUGUCAUCACUAAAUUAAAGACCAACAGCUGGACUUUUAUUUCUCUUUUUUUCUGUGGUGGGAUCGAGUUCUUUGGAUCGACAUACUUCUCCGAAUGUUCAGUAAUAUUGCUUCCAUCGGACUAGUUACCCACCUGAAAUACAGAUAUACUUUACCAGAGCACUUUUCUCUGUCACGACACUGGAAUAGAUAGUAAAUAUUGCUUGGUGUUAUUGUGUCAUUGCUGUUCACAUGCAGCUCGUCCUGAAGCUUUCCUAUCCAUGAUCUGCAUUUAAAAACAAGGUUGUUUUACUUGUUUUUCUUUUUAUGUUCUAUGCAUUAUGUUAGGCUCUGAAGAUCUUUAUGGUUUGAAUCGUUUUGUCGGGUAUGUGCUGUGGAGUGGAAGUUGUACACUGUUUGAAGAUGCUGUUUGACACACAUUCCAUAGAUGUUGUAAAUUCACUGCUGGUAGAUCUAGUGUCAGUUGACGCCACUUUGCCUAACUUUGUUGCAGUACUUCUUAGGUGAUUGUAAAAUGUGUUUCUAGUUGUGGGUGGGGAGGGGAGGGGGGGGGGGGGGGGUGCCAAACCUGUGUGCACAUUUCUAUAAAUUGAAAAUAUUAGCAUUAAAUGUAUAUGAAGAUAGAUAAGCAUUUGCAAAGAACCCUGUAGGAGGGGAGGGGUGAUGAAAUGAUAGAAAUGCCAGAAAUGUAUGAAUUGUAUGUGUAUCUUGUCUUUCACUACACUGCGUUAAAAUACCAUAUCAGUUAUUAUUUUUGUUUUGCCUCCAAGCAGUUUUGCUCCCUUGCUUAACUUUACCAAGGUGACAUUGUGGCAAGAAUGGCUUCUUAUAAGUGAUGAUCAAAACCUUGUAGUCCGGUAACAAAUUAAACUGCAGCGUUCAUAGUGUCAGUCACUAUCUUAUUAAUAUCAGGACUAUCUAUAUAAACAUGUAUAUAUAUCCAGCACAUAUUUGAAUUUGUGUAAAGCUUUUAAUUCUUUCUGAGCAAAUGUCAGCUGCUCUAUUGGGCAGGUUCAAGAUGCGAACAAAGCACCAUUUUUUUUCUUUUAUAAAGGAAGUUGAAAGUUUGAGAACAUAUGAAUUUGUUCUGUUUGUAAAACCAGAUUUGCAUACAUACAUUGGUUUAUAAGCAAUUUUUAUUUACAUUUUUUGGAAAGCCUUGAAACAUCUUUGUCAAAUACUUUACUCUGCUAUGGACAAAGUGUAAUGCUUAGAUGUCAGGGUUGUAGAUUUAUUUACUGUGUUUAGCCCAAUUAGUUGCACUGAGACUACAGCUACCCAAGCAUUAUCUAUGCAGUCUUUAUAUGUAGCUGUUCUCAAAGCAGAUGUCACUUUGCCUUGCAUGUCCCGUGACAAUUUAAAAAAAUUAUGUGAAAUAUAUAUUUUUUAUUUAUUCUUUUUUAUGUUGAAGUAUACCAGGUUUUUAUUAUGUUGAGGUAUUAUGUAUACUGUAUUCUCUCUCUCUCUCACACACUGUAGCCAGCACUAAUUACUCGAUUGUAAUUAUUUGUCAAGAUGACAAUGCAGAUUAAUAAAGGAUUAUUCACACAUAUCUGAAAGAAUGAGCCAAAGCUUUGCUGUAUAGCAGGCUGGACAAAUAAUCCUGUAGCAAAAUGGAAACAUUUGUUCUCUUCUAGUUGUGAAAAUAUGCUAAAGAUUCCAGUAUAUUUAUCAGAUAUGUGGCAGUGCAGCUGAAUAUUGCAUUUGAUCAAUUAAAGCCAUGUUGCUUCUGAGGAUGGUAAUGCUGUCCUUACUGUUUUAUAAUGUUGUACAGUAAAGAAAAAAAAAACGCAUGAAGGGAUUUGUACCCCAAGGAUAUGUGCGUAUGUCUGUGUGUGAGUGUGUUGUACAGUUGAGUUGACUAAGCAUUCAAUGCUUGUUGAUACUGUAGUAGUUUUGGUUCUCAUUUUAAUUUCUGGGCUGAGGGGGUAGGGAUUGGGGGGGAGAUGCUCUCUGAUCUUUAACUUUUAAAGCCGAUUGAGAGAAGUAGCUUCCAGCAGGUUAUUUUCAGCGUGACUGCUGCUUUUUUGAUGGGAGAGCUAGACUGUUCCAAUUGUGUAAUGCUGAGUCCGAAUGAAGGUGGACAUGUCUAAAUCUGAAACAAAUGCGGUAUCUGAAGCAGCUCUGGUAAACAUGCACAUCACAAGAAUUUACCCAAGUGCAGUACUUUGUAGUGUUAUGGCCUGUUGUGAAUACACAUCACUUACUUCUGCUGUAUUUUUGGUUCUGGCCAACUCUUCUCUAAUUCGUCAAAGUCAAAAUGCUUGUUAGUUUUAUGCAGCUGAUUUACAGUAAACAAGUUUGUUUUCUUCUGCUGUUCACUAAUUUUACACCAUAUAAAUGUAAUCUGUUGUGAGAAUAAACUGCAUAUAAAAAUACA
This is a messenger RNA of Acipenser ruthenus (sterlet), 5518 nucleotides long. RefSeq names its product amyloid beta precursor protein binding family B member 2-like. The record is from RefSeq and is a predicted model, not a curated record. The transcript has 19 exons. Gene Ontology annotation, molecular function: amyloid-beta binding; transcription factor binding. Gene Ontology annotation, biological process: regulation of DNA-templated transcription. Gene Ontology annotation, cellular component: cytoplasm; nucleus. Lineage: Eukaryota; Metazoa; Chordata; Actinopteri; Acipenseriformes; Acipenseridae. The coding region runs from base 331 to 2907 and encodes 858 amino acids.